GAGCCGCGCCCUGCGCCACGCCACUCAAGUUGCCGACGAUGCUGGACCCGCGCGAGACGUUCUCGGGCGUCAUGGGCGCCUUCUGCUGCGUGUACGCGGGGCUGCCCUUCGAGGUGGUGAAGGUGCGGCUGCAGACGCAGGGCACCGCCAACGCGUACAAGGGCGUGACCGACGCCUUCCGCCGCAUCGCCACGGAGGAGGGGGUCUUCGCGCUGUGGAAGGGCGCGGUGCCGGCGCUGUCCAGCUCCAUCAUCGAGAACUCGGUGCUCUUCAGCGCCAACGGCUUCGCCAAGCGCGCCGUGCUGGCGCUGCACACCAAGCAGCGCGCCGCGCACGAGGGCGAGUACCAGCUGACGACGUUGGACGAGGCGCUGAUGGGGGGAUUCGCCGGCUGCUUCUCCGCCACGGCCAUCACGGUGCCGGAGAACAUCAAGUGCAAGCUGCAGUUCCAGCGCGGCCACUUGGGCGAAGGACGCUACCACGGACCCUUGGACUGCUUGGUGCAGGUAGCCAAAGAGGACGGCAUCCGUGGUCUGUUCCGGGGGUACUCGGCGCUGCUUCUGCGCGACGUGCCGUUCAGCUUCUUCUUCUUCGGAUCGUACCAAGCCAUCACAUCGGGCGCGGCUAAGGCGCUGGGCAAGGAGUCCAAGAAUGAUCUCAACCCCGUCACCAUUCUCGCCAGUGGUGGUCUCGCCGGUGCUACUAGUUGGGCCAUCAUGUUCCCGGUAGACGUGCUCAAGUCGCGGAUGCAGACGGCCAGCUCCACGGGCCCGCUGUCGCUGCGCGGCGCCUUCCGCGCGGUCUACUCGGAGUUCGGCAUCCACGGCUUCUACCGCGGCUGGUCGGCGGCCGUGAUGCGAGCGUUCCCGGCCAACGGCUCGCUGUUCCUGGGUGUGGAGAUGACGCACCGCGUCUUCCGCUGGUACGACUCGAGGCACGCCGCCGCUUGA
Messenger RNA from Phytophthora sojae, 950 nucleotides. RefSeq lists its product as hypothetical. Gene Ontology annotation, molecular function: L-ornithine transmembrane transporter activity. The record is from RefSeq and is a predicted model, not a curated record. Bases 39 to 950 code for a protein of 303 amino acids. Gene Ontology annotation, biological process: mitochondrial L-ornithine transmembrane transport. The transcript has 3 exons. NCBI's taxonomy places the organism in Eukaryota, Oomycota, Peronosporomycetes, Peronosporales, Peronosporaceae.